Branchiostoma belcheri (Belcher's lancelet) is the source of this 790-nucleotide messenger RNA. RefSeq names its product FAS-associated death domain protein-like. Lineage: Eukaryota; Metazoa; Chordata; Leptocardii; Amphioxiformes; Branchiostomatidae. Gene Ontology annotation, cellular component: cytoplasm; CD95 death-inducing signaling complex. Gene Ontology annotation, molecular function: death receptor binding; caspase binding. Gene Ontology annotation, biological process: positive regulation of extrinsic apoptotic signaling pathway; TRAIL-activated apoptotic signaling pathway. The record is from RefSeq and is a predicted model, not a curated record. The transcript is spliced from 3 exons. The coding region runs from base 129 to 551 and encodes 140 amino acids.
CUACCUUUACUUUGGUAGCCCAUGAGACGGGCUACAGAUGGCGAGAUCUAGCCAGGAGGUUGGGACUCACAGAAGCUCAGAUCCAAGGUGUGGUCAGCAAGCACCAAGGCCGCCUGGUGGAAAGCUGCAUGGAUGUCCUGGACACCUGGCAGAAGAGACCUGGUCCAAAGGACACCAUCCAGCUUCUGAAAAACACCUUAUUGGACUGUGGUCUUAAGGCGAUUGCAGAAACAAUGGUUGCAACUGAGGAGCGGAAAGUCGAGAUCAUUAAAUACAAAAAGAAGCUAUCAGGUGCCUUCUACACCAUUGCUGAGGACACAGGUCCUGACAAGUGGAAAGACCUUGCCAGGAAACUUGGUCUGAAACCUGCUCAGAUUGACGGCAUCGAGACCAGACAUCCCCGUGAGGUUAAGGAGUGCUGCAUGGAUGUGCUGGAAACAUGGCGGCUGAGGGAGGGGGGCGCUGCUACAGUUCAGGCUCUACAACAGGCUCUGAGGGAGGCAGACCUCACCGCUUUGGCAGAUGAUAUAGAUAUGUCUCCUGCCCAAUGAGAUAAUGCUACUAGGUCAAUUUUGUCAUGUUGGUGUGCCUCAUGGUAUUCAUAUUUCACAUAUUUGACGUGUACAAGUAUUGCUAUGUAUAAAAUGGCAUGCACUCCUUUCAAGUAAUGUAUAGUUUAUAUUUUUACCAGAGAGUUGUAACUAUUACAUGUAUCUGAUACUAUUUGUUUCCACUGUAAAACCAAUAAAACCAUUACAGAACAAAUCAAACUUAUGUCUGCUUCUCACUC